Molecule: messenger RNA, 3372 nt
Organism: Nerophis ophidion (straightnose pipefish)
Lineage: Eukaryota; Metazoa; Chordata; Actinopteri; Syngnathiformes; Syngnathidae
Product: transforming growth factor-beta-induced protein ig-h3-like
Exons: 13
Coding region: 5-2902 (965 amino acids)
Source: RefSeq, a predicted model, not a curated record
CCUGAUGGAGUGUGUGCUCCUUGACCUGAUGGAGUGUGUGCUCUUUGACCUGAUGGAGUUUGUGCUCCUUGACCUGAUGGAGUGUGUGCUCUUUGACCUGAUGGAGUGUGUGCUCUUUGACCUUAUGGAGUGUGUGCUCUUUGACCUGAUGGAGUGUGUGCUCUUUGACCUGAUGGAGUGUGUGCUCCUUGACCUGAUGGAGUGUUUGCUCCUUGACCUGAUGGAGUGUGUGCUCUUUGACCUGUUGGAGUGUGUUCUCUUUGACCUGAUGGAGUGUGUGCUCUUUGACCUGAUGGAGUGUGUGCUAUUUGACCUGAUGGAGUGUGUGCUAUUUGACCUAAUGGAGUGUGUGCUCUUUGACCUGAUGGAGUGUGUGCUCCUUGACCUGAUGGAGUGUGUGCUCUUUGACCUGACGGGGUGUGUGCUCUUUGACCUGAUGGAGUGUGUGCUCUUUGAACUGAUGGAGUGUGUGCUCCUUGACCUGAUGGAGUGUGUGCUCUUUGACCUGAUGGAGUGUGUGCUCUUUGGCCUGAUGGAGUGUGUGCUCUUUGACCUGAUGGAGUGUGUGCUCUUUGACCUGAUGGAGUGUGUGCUCUUUGAUCUGAUGGAGUGUGUGCUCUUUGACCUGAUGGAGUGUGUGCUCCUUGACCUGAUGGAGUGUGUGCUCCUUGACCUGAUGGAGUGUGUGCUCUUUGACCUGUUGGAGUGUGUGCUCUUUGACCUGAUGGAGUGUGUGCUCUUUGACCUGAUAGAGUGUGUGCUCUUUGACCUGAUGGAGUGUGUGCUCUUUGACCUGAUGGAGUGUGUGCUCUUUGACCUGAUGGAGUGUGUGCUCUUUGGCCUGAUGGAGUGUGUGCUCUUUGACCUGAUGGAGUGUGUGCUCUUUGUCCUGAUGGAGUGUGUGCUCUUUGACCUGAUGGAGUGUGUGCUCUUUGACCUGAUGGAGUGUGUGCUAUUUGACCUGAUGGAGUGUGUGCUCUUUGACCUGAUGGAGUGUGUGCUCUUUGACCUGAUGGAGUGUGUGCUCUUUGACCUGAUGGAGUGUGUGCUCUUUGACCUGAUGGAGUGUGUGCUCUUUGACCUGAUGGAGUGUGUGCUCUUUGACCUGAUGGAGUGUGUGCUCUUUGACCUGAUGGAGUGUGUGCUCUUUGACCUGAUGGAGUGUGUGCUCUUUGACCUGAUGGAGUGUGUGCUCUUUGACCUGAUGGAGUGUGUGCUCUUUGACCUGAUGGAGUGUGUGCUCUUUGACCUGAUGGAGUGUGUGCUCUUUGACCUGAUGGAGUGUGUGCUCUUUGACCUGAUGAGUGUGUGCUCCUCACAGGAGAUAUUGGAUGCACUGGUGAGCAACGUCAACAUCGAGCUCCUCAAUGCUCUCCACUAUCACAUGAUCAACCGCAGACUCACCUCUGAGGAGCUCAAACAUGGAUCCUCCUUCUCCUCCAUGUACCAAGACUUCCACGUGCACCUGCAGCACUACUCCAACGGGAUCGUGACGGUGAACUGCGCCCGGCUGAUCAAAGCCGACCAGCACGCCACCAACGGGAUCGUGCACGUGGUGGACCGUGUGAUCACUGCCAUCUCCAACAACGUGCACGUUCUCAUCGACGUGGACGAGGACCUGGAAACCCUGCGUACGGCCAUUGCGGCCGCCGGUCUCACCAGCAUUCUGGAGAGCGAGGGUCAGUACACCAUCUUUGCUCCUACCAAUGAGGCCUUCCAGAAAAUUCCUCCAGAAACCUUAAACAGGAUCUUGGGGGACCCCGUGUCUCUUCGAGACCUGCUCAACUACCACAUCCUGAAGAACAUGCGCUGUGCAGAGUCCAUCGUGUCUGGGACGCCCAUGGAGACGCUGCAGGGCACGGUUCUGGAAGUGGGAUGUGACGGACAGGAGAUCACUCUGAACGGGAAGGCCGUCAUCACCAAGAAGGACCAGCUGGGAACCAACGGGGUCAUCCAUUACAUCAACCAACUGCUCAUCCCGGACUCAGCAAAAACUCUGCUGGAGCUAACGGAAAGCUCCAAUGUUGCUACGGCGACCAGAAUGUUUGUGGAGGCGGGUCUGAGCCCACAACUGAAGGGCUCCCAACCUCUGACCGUGCUGGCACCUGUGGACCACGCCUUCACAGCAGGUGUGAGCAGCCCGGGCGACAUGAGCAAGGUGAUGAGCAACCACGUGGUGAAGGGUCAGCUGUCCUCCAAGUCCUUGUACCACAACCAGGAGCUGCAGACACUGGGAGAUGUGACACUUCGAGUCUUUGUCUACAGAAAUAACUUGUGCAUCGAGAACGCCUGCCUCGCUGCCCACGACAAGACCGGGCGCUACGGGACCAUGUUGACCGUGGACAAAGUGGUGACUCCGCCCAUGGGGACCGUCAUGGACGUCUUGAAGGCGGACGACCGCUUCAGCCUUCUGGUGGGAGCCAUCCAGACGGCCGGAAUGACGGAGAUGCUCAACCAGCCCGGAGCGUUGACCUUCUUCGCCCCAACCAACCACGCAUUCAACGCCCUGCCGCAGACAGAAGUCAGCCAGAUGAUGCGAAACGGCGAGCAGCUGGCGGCCACCCUCAGAUACCAUCUUGGCGACGGGAUGCUGGUCAGCGGCGGGGUGGGGUCUCACACCCGAGUCAAACCUCUGCAGGGUGACAGGUUGGAGUUGGGCGUGAAAAACUACACGGUCUUUGUCAACCGAGUGGCGGUGGCACACGCUGACCUGAUGGCCACCAACGGCGUGGUUCACGGCAUGGACAGCAUGGUCAAGCCACUGCCUCCCAAGGUGGACCCAGAACAAGCUGACGGGCCGGCCAGGCAAUCGGACGUGGGAAGCUUCAGGAACGACGCCCUUUUCCUCAAGGUCGUGCAGAGUGGCUCCAGCAGGACCAUGAGCAGCAGGCCAGAUGUUUGACUUUUCCUCAAGUGGCUCCAGCAGCAGGCCAGAUGUUUAACUGUUGCUUGGCGUCAACGCUCAUGUCCUGCUUUACUUUUCCUGCAAUCGCCUGCUUGCUUUCUUGGCAGACAAUUUGCCAGUGAGCACAGACACCUGCUGAAAGAAUCAAACCUGAGUUAUGAAGGCCAACUAAAGCGCUUGAGGACUUAAACGAAGAAGAAGGUUGAAUAUAAGCACAUUCUUUACUUGUAGCAAUGUUGCUAACUACUCACCAACAUGCUGCAGCAUCCGCUUUGCUACUUCUCUUAUUUUGUCAACUCCAAGAGAAACCUUUCUUGUGUUGAUGAAAAACAAUCUGGGACAUGUCAGAAAAAAACACAUUUCUUGUCUUUUCUUCUUGUGGAUGUCAGGUUAGCCCUCAAAAUGUUUUUUUUCUGGUUGUCAAAAUAAAGCCGGAGUGAAUAAAAGUGAGUUUGGUGUAAAUAAAA